UAGCAUGUGGCAGAGAAAAACUAGACCGAGUAGCAGUAAGAACACUCCCCAAGAUCAUUUUCAGCAUGAAUGCAGAAGUAAUUUAAGGGAGAUGAUGGAAGACCCUAUCAUUUAGAGAGUAUAAAACUUGACUGGCCAAAGCAUGAGGCAUGUUCUCUAGGGAGCAAUCCUGCAGUGACACAUCUCAUAAGUGACACAUUUUUCCUCUUUGCUAUAGGAAGUGACUGAUACAGUGUAGAGAUACUAUCUGUAAUGUAUUCCUUCAGCACUUAUGGGAUGCAAAACUACCAGUGAUUUUUAAUUCCUUUCAACUCGCAGUCCUGCAGAAGCAAGUAUCUGCACUGGAAAUUCUGAUAAACCUGAACACGAGCAGUGGGCAGAUGAAAGCUGCACAUCUGCAGAAGUUGUUGCUGCUGUUGAUGUGAACACUCUUGCCAAUGAAGUUUAUAAGCACAACUUUCCCAGCACACCACUAUGGGCAAAGACAAUUGAGAAUUGGCCUGCAAGGUGAUGUAUCUGAUCCGCGGACAAAGAGCUUUCUCUACAUUCUUGAUAUUCUCCCAAGGCUCCAGAAGCUUCCAAAAUACCUACUUUUAGAAAAUGUUAAAGGAUUUGAAUCCUCUUCUGCAAGAAAUGAACUUUUGCGAACACUAGAAACAUGUGGAUUUAAGUAUCAGGAAUUUCUCUUGUCUCCAACCUGUCUUGGCAUUCCCAAUUCUAGGCUGCGGUAUUUUCUAAUUGCAAAGCUUCACCAAGAGCCAUUUUUCUUUCAUGCUCCUGGUCAGAUAUUGACCAGAUUCCCAGAUCUAGAAGACAAGAUUCAGGUUCAAGAAGAGUUAUGCAAGGACAAAGUAGUUGAUAAAGAGUGUGAUUCUAGUUCUUUGCCUUCUGGAGAGAAGAGUCUGGAUCCAAAUGUUGGUCCUCGUUGCAGCAGCAAGAAGAGUUUACCGGAAGGGGCCUUUCUUUUUAAACUUGAAACAGCAGAAGAAAUUGAAAGGAAACAUAAACAGGACAAUGAUUCCUCUAUUCAAAUGCUAACAGAUUUCCUGGAAGAGGAAAAUGAAGAAAUGAGUCGGUAUUUCUUAGCACCCAAAUUCUUGGUGCGCUAUGCUUUCUUGUUAGACAUUGUUAAACCCACUUGCCGGAGAUCCACCUGCUUUACAAAAGGGUAUGGACACUAUGUAGAAGGGACAGGCUCAGUUCUGCAGACAGCAGUGGAUGUACAGCUCGAAUCAGUGUUUAAACACAUUGAGAACUUACCAGAAGAAGAGAAGCUUAUGAAACUGGCAACGCUAAAACUGAGGUAUUUUACUCCGAGAGAAAUAGCAAAUCUACACGGAUUCCCUCCAGAAUUUGGCUUUCCUGACAAAGUAACAGUGAAACAAUGUUACCGUCUCCUGGGAAAUAGCCUCAACGUACAUGUGGUGGCAAAAUUGAUCUCUGUUCUGCUUGGAUAAUUUAGAACAUCAAUCUGAUGGUAGACUGGUGAUGGAAAAUGCUUUCAUCUUUCAAGAGAAAGUGGAUGGCAGCUUAACAAAAUCCACGCUAACCAAAAUAUAUGGGCAGAUAUUUUGCUAAACAGUUCUGAUGUGUUUUAAUAACUUGCAUUUAUGGUGGAUUUGCACUGUAGAAACGUUUUAUUUAAAUGGAAGUUUCUGGAAACUAAUUGCUGUAUUUAGAUGUUGGAUUUAGUUUGUGAAAUGAAAAGUAACAGCAUUCACAUAUAUCUCAGCGCAAAUGGUUAAACCAGUUUGAUUUUAUCUUAAAACUGUACUGUCAGUAUAAUAUAAAAGGCCUGUAAAUGCCAAAGCUGUUUUAAUUAAGAGCAGAGACCAAGUUCUACAUGCAAAAUAUCUUCCUCUGUAAAUAUCAGUGAUCCAUUCUUAACAGAUUUAUUGUAUAUGUGAUCUAUUUUUUCUUUUGUAUCUAAUGAAACUAUAAAAUUCAGUAUUUUAUAUAAUUUUUAAGAAGACGGUGUCAUAUGCUUGUCUGACCCUCUCUAAAUACUUUCAGGUUUAUGGAACCAAACUGUGUCUGUCUGGAAUGAUUUGUCUAGGUGCAGCUGAAUAAAAAUAUUUUAAUAUUAUCACAA
Messenger RNA from Oxyura jamaicensis (ruddy duck), 2092 nucleotides. It is a transcript of the gene TRDMT1, whose product is annotated as tRNA aspartic acid methyltransferase 1. Bases 438 to 1457 code for a protein of 339 amino acids. Lineage: Eukaryota; Metazoa; Chordata; Aves; Anseriformes; Anatidae. The transcript is spliced from 10 exons. Gene Ontology annotation, molecular function: methyltransferase activity. The record is from RefSeq and is a predicted model, not a curated record.